Messenger RNA from Saccostrea cuccullata (small rock oyster), 829 nucleotides. RefSeq lists its product as uncharacterized. The record is from RefSeq and is a predicted model, not a curated record. Bases 379 to 738 code for a protein of 119 amino acids. NCBI's taxonomy places the organism in Eukaryota, Metazoa, Mollusca, Bivalvia, Ostreida, Ostreidae. The transcript has 3 exons.
AGAAUAAACGUGUUUGAAAUAAUCUCCAUAUUUCAGACUUUGAUCGAGAUGUUAUUAUCAUUGCUGAUCCCGGAAAUCUCUAUGAAGGUCAUUCUUAAUAUUCUUAAUAUUCUCCUCGAGUAAAUUUGAUGGCUGAGAGCGUUUAAGGAUUUCUCUUUCUCGUAAUUAAUUUACGGUCACGAUUAACACGCAUUCAUUACACGGGUCAAAGACAGGUGUGUCAAUACACAUAUAAUAAUGCUUUCGGGGGGGACAUUUGCAUUGUGGAAGUGCAUUCCCGUGUCACAGUGGUUUAAGAACCCUCUAUAUAUAUAAUCCAGAAAAAGGGACUGGAAGAAACAUUUCAUACUUGUCACCUGUUCCUAGUAAAACAAAAUCAUGGCAAGGCUUUUCGUACUUACGUUGGUUUUCAUAGUUUUAGGCUCAAUCAAUUGUCAAGAGGAAGAAGAACCAACAGGCAAUUGGGAACAAAUAGUAUUCGAAGGAAGUCAAAACAAUGCCGAGGGAAGUCAAAAAAAUGCCGAGGAGAAAGAAAAACCGACAUUUGAUGACUGUGAAUGCAGGGAAGAAAGCAAGGAAUGUCCAACAGAUUAUGUCCAUGAGGAGUAUAAAAAUUUCGACAAGAGGUGCACAAUAAAACAUCGAUUUGACACAAUUGAGCGACUGGAUUACAAAUGUUGCUUACCUAGGCAUUUUUUCGAGGUUUAUCCACCGGGCGUCAACGAGGGAGGGCGCUGAUAUUGAAGUUUGUUCCAUCCACGUCCUUUUGUAUCCAGUUUGGUGUAUUUUUAUGUUUAGAAUUAGAAUACAAUUAUUUAUAUUUACAAAA